Danio rerio (zebrafish) is the source of this 1360-nucleotide messenger RNA. RefSeq names its product solute carrier family 38 member 3a (gene slc38a3a). The record is from RefSeq and is marked provisional. Lineage: Eukaryota; Metazoa; Chordata; Actinopteri; Cypriniformes; Danionidae. Gene Ontology annotation, cellular component: membrane.
AGAGCUUCAUCUGAAGGACAUUUCUCAGCAAUUCACCAUCAUAUCUGACCGGGAAACAAGGGACCAACAAAGUUUUUCCAGAAAUUCCUGCCUCGCACAAGCACACUUGAAGAUUCCGAAUAAUUGCUCUGAAAUCAUGGAACCUGCCGAGUUAAACACUAUCCCCAACGGGAAGGGGCAUGAAGCUGGCGAGGAGACGACUGCGACUGCAAUAAAAAGCCAAUCAGAAGAUGCAGCUCAUACUGACAGAACUGCAGGUAAUGUUGAAGCAAACCUGGUGGAAAGCUCAGAAUUCCUUUCCAACGCAGAUGACAAGAAAACCCCUCGUUUCACAGAUUUUGAGGGAAAGACUUCUUUUGGGAUGUCCGUCUUCAACUUGGGGAAUGCCAUCAUGGGAAGUGGAAUUCUGGGAUUAGCGUAUGCCAUGGCCAACACGGGCAUUGUCCUCUUUGUAAUUCUUCUUACUGUUGUUGCUGGCCUGUCUGCAUACUCCAUUCACCUGCUGCUAAAAUCUUCAGGCGUUGUGGGCAUUAGAGCUUAUGAACAACUGGGCUACCGAGCCUUCGGCACACCAGGCAAGAUGGCAGCCGGCAUUGCGAUUACCCUGCAGAACAUUGGAGCCAUGUCCAGCUACUUGUACAUAGUAAAGUAUGAGUUUCCGCUGGUCAUCCAGGCUUUUCUCAAGGUGGAUAAUCCAUCAGGGUAAGUGUGUUUAAACUUCUCCGAAAGCAAGGGGAAUUUGUCAUCGUGUUUUUUUUUCCACUGUUUAUUGGCCACAUCAAGUCUUUGGAUUACCGUGUGACCCAUUUUAAUCAUCUCAGAGCAACAGCACACAAAAAGAUUUGCCAAAAAGGUAAAUAAAAGAUGCAAUCUGUCUUUGAUUGUUUUUGUUAGACAACAGGGAUAUUAAAUGGAAACCAAAUGAUUGAUUAGUUUAAUGACUCAAAUAAGUCUCAUCUAAAGAUUCAGAAGAGGUGUUCUGUACUUGUUCAUGUGAUUAAAAGUAUGAUUUUAGAGCUGAAAUUUUUUUUUGGGUGUCUUCACACCAUAGACUGUAAAAAAUCUGGUCGUAGUAUCCUUGAUGUCAUCCAUAGGUUUCAUGAAGAGCGCAAAUGAUGCUACAAGUGGCAGUGGCCAACCGUUGCCAUUUUGUUUGCACAUCAUCGCACCAACCAGGAGUAAGCGAAAAAGGACAAAGAAACAGAGCUUGAGCGGAGCUACAGACACCUGCUAGCAUUUUGCUUAAAUGGGUUUUUCUUUGGGAGAAACACUUAAUACUUCAUUACCUGUGACUUGUUUAUGUUCUGACCACUUGCGCUGGGUUGUAUACAAUAUCAAUAAAGUGUUUAGACUUUUAAAA